This is a messenger RNA of Seriola dumerili (greater amberjack), 3331 nucleotides long. RefSeq names its product transcription factor Sox-8. Gene Ontology annotation, biological process: negative regulation of transcription by RNA polymerase II; neural crest cell development; morphogenesis of an epithelium. Bases 281 to 1687 code for a protein of 468 amino acids. NCBI's taxonomy places the organism in Eukaryota, Metazoa, Chordata, Actinopteri, Carangiformes, Carangidae. The transcript has 3 exons. Gene Ontology annotation, cellular component: nucleus. Gene Ontology annotation, molecular function: RNA polymerase II cis-regulatory region sequence-specific DNA binding; DNA-binding transcription factor activity, RNA polymerase II-specific. The record is from RefSeq and is a predicted model, not a curated record.
UCACGACCGCACCUCCCAUGACAGCCUUGGAAAACAAGACAACCGAAGACAAACAAACAGGGAAGCAGAAGGAAAACAGCGGACUCUUAUUGACUGAAAUUGUUAAAGGAAUUUACUGUGGCGCACCGUGCGUAAAAAGCGCACUGGGCACUUUGCUGCGCGCUUGAAUUCAUUAGUAAAGUUUGUUUUGUUUUUUUGUUUGUUUUUUUUUUGUUUUGUGUUUUUAUUUGACGAUUACAGCUUGUUUUUGGAUUUUCACCCCCACGGGGCUGAAUAGAUAAUGUUGAAAAUGACAGAGGAGCACGACAAGUGUGUCAGCGACCAGCCCUGCAGUCCAUCAGGCACGAACAGCUCCAUGUCCCAGGACGAAUCCGACUCCGACGCUCCGUCCUCUCCGACGGGAUCCGACGGCCAAGGAUCCCUGCUCACCGGUUUGGGCAAGAAACUGGACUCCGAGGAUGACGACCGGUUCCCAGCUUGCAUACGGGACGCCGUUUCUCAGGUGCUGAAGGGAUACGACUGGUCCUUGGUGCCCAUGCCCGUUAGAGGGAACGGAUCCCUGAAGAGUAAACCCCACGUCAAAAGACCCAUGAACGCGUUCAUGGUGUGGGCGCAAGCGGCCCGCAGAAAGCUGGCGGAUCAGUAUCCACACCUGCAUAACGCCGAGCUGAGCAAGACGCUGGGGAAACUGUGGCGUUUGCUCUCAGAGAGUGAAAAGAGGCCGUUUGUAGAUGAAGCAGAGAGGCUUCGGGUUCAGCACAAGAAAGAUCAUCCAGACUACAAGUACCAGCCUCGGCGACGGAAGAAUGUGAAACCAGGCCAGAGCGACUCAGACUCAGGAGCAGAACUGGCACACCACAUGUAUAAAGCUGAACCAGGAAUGGGAGGACUGGCAGGGAUGACUGAUGGGCACCACCACCCUGAACAUGCAGGGCAGCCCCACGGUCCCCCUACACCACCCACUACUCCCAAAACAGAUCUGCACCACGGGGUGAAGCAAGAUCUGAAACAUGAAGGCCGUCGUCUUGUUGACAGCAGCAGGCAAAACAUCGACUUCAGCAAUGUAGACAUCUCUGAGCUCAGUACUGAUGUCAUCAGCAACAUGGAGACCUUUGACGUGCACGAGUUUGACCAGUACCUCCCGCUCAACGGCCACGCCUCAGGCUCCUCCACCCUGCCCUCAGACCACAGCCACGGGCAGGCUCCAGCACCCGGCGGCUCUUACCCUUCCUCAUACAGCCACGCAGGUGCCAACGGGUCAGCGUGGAGUCGCAAGACCGCCAUGUCCUCCUCCUCUUCCUCCGCCAGCGAGGUGGGCCAGCACCGGCUCCAUAUUAAAACGGAGCAACUGAGCCCCAGCCACUACAGCGAGCACUCCCACGGGUCACCCUCGCACUCCGAUUACGGCUCCUACAGUAGCCAGGCCUGUGUCACUUCGGCCACGUCAGCUGCCUCGGCCGCAGCCUCUUUCUCCAGCUCCCAGUGUGACUAUACUGACCUGCAGAGCUCCAACUAUUACAACCCAUACUCUGGCUACCCUUCUAGCCUCUACCAGUACCCUUACUUCCACUCAUCCAGGCGGCCCUACAGCAGCCCGAUCCUUAACAGUCUCUCCAUGGCUCCUGCCCACAGCCCCACCGCCUCCAGCUGGGACCAGCCCGUCUACACCACGCUGUCUCGACCCUAAGGGGACAACAAACACUCAGUUCGUACCAGAGACUCAUUCAGAUUGAUGCACUACUAAUGAAGGACGCGAGGCGCAGGUGGAGAAGUGUGUGUAGGUGGUAGUAGGCUACCUGUGACCAUUUGAACAUGAAACAAAAGAAAAAGUGCCUGCUGAUUUUAUACAAAGUUAUAUUGUUGCGACGAAAACACACUUAGACUUUUUUCAAAGACAAAUUGUGUUGUUGGUGAGCCAAACUCCUCCAUGAGGACAUGUCACCUACGCCUACAUCUUGUACACCCCCCAACCCCCCACCCCCCUCCGUCUUUCCAGUUUAAGGUUGCACGUGUGUGCACACUUGAGGUAAAGCAAAGGCCUGCCUUGUGUAGGAGAGAAACGGUUUGGCCCGGGAUUGUUGUGAAGCAGAUGGAGAAGCAGAUACUUUGGAGAAUGUACACGGGACCAAUUAUGUGAAUUUGCAGUAAAAUUUACAUGAAUGGCCAGAGCUAUAUCACAGCAUAUUUGGCCAUUUGCAUUAGUGGAUCAGUCUUAACUAAAUGGCUCAUAUGAAUCUUAUAGUGUCAUUUUGACAUAAAAGUCUUAUAUGUAUUUAUGUUCAUGCAUUAUUGGUUUCUUUUUUUCUUUUGUUCUUACGUAGAUAAACACAUGUAAUGUGGGUUUGGUUAUUUACAGUACUGUUUGGCUUUCAUUGAAAACAAGGUAAAUGAAGUGAAGGACAGCAGAAGCUCAGUGCAUUUCAUAUCAUUCCGUUUAAGACCAAUUUCCUGUCCAAUUUCCACACUUUCCUGUCUCCAUUCCCAAUUGCAAGAAAACAGAGCAGGACCAACAGACUCGCACAGGACAGAACAGGUGUCUGAAAGCUAUGCUUGGCAAAUUGCGAUUAGUCAUGAUCUAGGGUUAAAGGAAAUGGGGUAAAAUAACACCACACACUCUGAGUGACAUGUCAGCUGGACCUCUUGUAUAUGUGGAUGGACAACACACGGAUAUGUGUACGUACAUGCAUCUGUGUGUGUGUGUCAGGGAGAUACAGUUCAUCUGUAUGUGAGAGCCAUUUUCUUGGGCAAGAAAUACAUAUCCCAUGACAUAAUACGCACCAAUGAUACUUAAAACAUCUCUUUUACUGGAAAUUAUCUUUGAACUUUAUCCGUUAUUCAAAGAAGAGUGUUUAGGGUUUAAAGAGUAAAUUCAGUGUGUGAGUAUAUGCCCAAAUUGAUCUCAUCAACCAUCACGUGCCAACUCACUGCUUCAGUCUUGCGCAAAAUGUUUUUUUUUUUGUGCCUUCUAAUGCUUAUUGUCAGUAUUUCAAUAUGAAAUUGAAUUUAUUAACAAACUUCAGGCAGCACACAAUCAGUAAUCCACACCCGACACUCCUACAGUUAACCCGCUCCUGAUUGUAUCCUUAAUUUGACGUCAUUCCUCACAGCCUCGGUUUGUAAUGUUCUGUGAGAUGCUGUAUGAGAAGCGUACAGAGCCACAUGCUCCAGGUUUUGUCCACAGAACUGUAUUUUGUAUAUUAUUCUGGUGUAUAAUUUUGAGAAAGGCUGUGAAAAUUAUUGUUGUUCUAUUAACUACAGUUUCAUUCACACAUACACAGCUAACCCAUUCGCUGGCCAUUUUUUAAAAAUAAAAAAAGAUACUUUUUCUUGA